This is a messenger RNA of Drosophila gunungcola (fruit fly), 1049 nucleotides long. RefSeq lists its product as uncharacterized. The coding region runs from base 167 to 793 and encodes 208 amino acids. The transcript is spliced from 4 exons. The record is from RefSeq and is a predicted model, not a curated record. NCBI's taxonomy places the organism in Eukaryota, Metazoa, Arthropoda, Insecta, Diptera, Drosophilidae.
GUUUUUUUUUUGUUGAUUUGUUUUUUACUCCGUUUGUGCUGGUUUAUUUGCAUUUUGAAAUUGUUAAUGAACUCAAUUAUAUAUUUUGGUGCUUCGGCGAGUUCGCAUUGCAAUUAAGUUUGGCAAGACGCAUCUUUAUUUUACACUUUUUCGGAAAAACUCAAAUAUGCAGUUCACCAGGAGCCGUUUGUUACUAUCGAUGGCCGUGCUUGCGGCAUUGCUAGCCUUGUCGAUGGGCGCCCCCGCUCCACAGCAGAUCAAUUCGGAGAUGGAGGCCAGUUUCCAGGAUUCCAGCGAUCCCGAUUUGAAUCCCAUCAAUGCAGAGGAGGUGUUAGGUGUCCAGGAGCGCAACAAAAGAAAACUGCCCGAAGCCACAUUCGAGGCUAAGAACGCUGUGCUUGGCUUUGUGUUUGGCAAAAUCGACAAUUUCCUGGAUACAAAGACGCGGGUGAUCGAGCAGCUGGACCGAUCGAAUAUCGAGAAGAACAAGCAGUGGGACAUCAAGUCGCCGGUGCCGAUCAAGGAUUUCCAGACUCUGAUCACCGCUGUGGUGUCGCCGAAAAUCCGUUCGAUUGGCAACAUAGCCAAUGACCUGACCACCGGUGUGCUGACCACCAUAACCGCUUUCAGUGGCUCCUCGUCUGGCGGUGGCAAUGCGAAUGCCGGCCUGGGCAAUGUGGUGUCCAAGUUCCUUGGCUUUUCCGGCCCCAUCCUGCAGGGAUCCUCUGGCGGAGUGAACGGCAUUGCCGGCGUGACGUCACCGGCUCCGGACUCCGAUGAGGCGGGCUACUAGACACAAACAAAAAAACAAAAAAAAAAAAGCACCAACGAACCAAGGCCAACAAAUGAGAGCUGUAAUUUAUCGUUGAUCUAUUUGUUACCCCCCAUUUUUCAACCCCCUCGAAUCGUUUUUAUUUUUUUUUGUUUACACCCUAGUUAAGUUUCAUGUUUGUAAAUAUUCGGCAUAAACAAAAAAAAAUACACUAUACAUUUAUAUAGAGAAAUCCACGACUUCACAAAAGCGAAUAAAACCGAAAACAAAAAACCAA